Messenger RNA from Candidozyma pseudohaemuli, 1251 nucleotides. RefSeq lists its product as uncharacterized. The coding region runs from base 1 to 1251 and encodes 416 amino acids. The transcript has a single exon. The record is from RefSeq and is a predicted model, not a curated record. Lineage: Eukaryota; Fungi; Ascomycota; Pichiomycetes; Serinales; Metschnikowiaceae. Gene Ontology annotation, biological process: ribophagy; protein deubiquitination. Gene Ontology annotation, cellular component: Ubp3-Bre5 deubiquitination complex; ribonucleoprotein complex; cytosol. Gene Ontology annotation, molecular function: mRNA binding.
AUGACUGUCACUGAAAGCAAGACCGAAUCCGUUUCCAUUGAAGAAAUCGGGUGGUUGUUCGUGAAGAACUACUAUGGUACAUACACUUCCGACUUAUCAAACUUGUACGCUUUUUACGACAAGAACGCAUCCCUUUUGCAUGAUGCCUUCCCCGUCGAAUCCUCCGAAUCUGAGACUCCCGUCCCAAAAACCGUUCACCUUGCCAACGGAACCGAUUCCAUCAAAAGCCACUUCACUGAGCAGGCCACUGCCGCUGAGAAAAACAAGAUUGUUAUCGAGAGAGCCGACUUCCAAUCCUCUGUGGAGAACAGCAUCUUGAUCGUAGUCUGUGGAUCUUGGAAGCGUGGCUCAUCUAGCCUCUGGCAAUUCGUCCAAACUUUUGUUUUGAAGCCUGUGGGAACCAAGAUGUUCGAUGUGGCUAACGAUAUGUUGAAGUUUGUUGAUCUUUCUGAGAACUUUGAGCAGCCACUGGUUGUCAUUCAACAAGCUAGCACUCCAGCUCCAAACGGUGAUGCUACCAAGGACUCAAGCGAGCAGGAGACCGCCAAGGUUCAAACUGAAAGUGAGAAGGAGGCUGUCAAGGAGAGUGUUCCUGUUGAGGAGAAGUCUGAGGAACCUGUUCCUGAAGUGAAGUCUAAGAACACCAAAGAGGAGAAGCCUAAGAAGACUGAAGCGGAGCCAAAGGAGGCCGAAAAGAAGGAAACUUCUCCUGCCCCACAGCAGCCAGCUACACCAGCUGUUAAGCCCACUUGGGCAAACUUGGCUGCUAUGCAACCUAAGGUACCUCAGUCAAAGACCGCAACUGUGGCUUCCCCAGGUGCCGCUAAGAAUGUUCCUGCCCCAUCUCCUACUGUGAAGAAGACUGGAUCUCCCGCUCAAUCUGCUCCAUCUGUUCAGCAACAGCAGCAGCCACAACACACCAACUCCAAGAACAAGAAGGAGGAGUGGUACCCUAUUUACAUCAGGGAUGCUGAUGUGGAGGAAGAAGCUUUGAGAUCUGCAUUGACGAAGACUUUUGGUGAGAUGAAGUUCUUCAAGAAGAACCAGAGAGUCGCUUUGUGUGACUUCAAGGAAAGAGAAUUCCAACAGAGAGCUUUGGAGGCGAAGGAGAUUCUUGUCGGUAACACUGUGGUGCACAUCGAACCAAGAACUCACAAGCAAAACAACAACAACAAAAAGGAUUUCAAGGAUAAGAAGGCGACGAAGAAGAACAAUAAUAACGGUAACGGCCAUAACGGCAAGAAGAAUUAG